Molecule: messenger RNA, 273 nt
Organism: Arctia plantaginis
Lineage: Eukaryota; Metazoa; Arthropoda; Insecta; Lepidoptera; Erebidae
Source: the annotation of a GenBank genome assembly
AUGUGCAUGGUGAUGUCCAGAGUGUAUAAACAAGGAAACACUAAUACACCUAUUUGCCAAGCUGCUAAUCCGGUAACUUCACCCGGGUCUGACUAUACAUCUACAGUAAAGAACGACUCGCCAUCCUGUUCGAACAUCACUUUUAGAGCAAGCCAGCAGCCGUUGCGUCAUGAAGCGAAACUCACUCUUGACAAUAUUAGGGAUGUAAUUAAGCAGGAAAUGAUGUCCAUAGUUAAGCUUAAAGUCACGGAAGAGCUGAAAGGAUGGUGGUAG